Molecule: messenger RNA, 1798 nt
Organism: Brassicogethes aeneus
Lineage: Eukaryota; Metazoa; Arthropoda; Insecta; Coleoptera; Nitidulidae
Source: the annotation of a GenBank genome assembly
AUGAAGCUCGAAAUUAUUCCAAAUGAGUGCAGUUCUGAUAGUGAACCUGAAGUAGAUGAAGGAGAACAGGAUGGAACUAGUGAACAGUCUAACACAGACAGUGAAGAAAAACAAAUUGAUAAAAAAUGCUUAAAUGAAACUGGUUCCGGAGAUGCAAAUCUGAUUUGGCCACUUAGGCACAGCCUCUUCCCACACAUUCCGCCAUACAUUUGCUUUAGUUCGCACGAUUCCCCCAUACCGAUGAAAUUUCCCAUGGGUGGGAAAUUCUUCAAAUGGAAGUUAACCACGAUAACUCCGAUUUUGGUCAGACAAACUCUGAGUAAUUCUGGGUUCUCGUUGGUCAGAACGCGAGGGGUGGGCAUAAAGGUGAUAAACAAGUGGUCUCAACUUCCGAAAAAAAUGUCCCUAGUGGUGCAAAAGUACAUUCCCAAUCCGUACCUAAUUAACGGCAGCAAAUUCGACUUGAGACUGUACGUUUUGGUGACCAGUUUUCACCCUUUGAGAAUUUAUUUGUAUCCUGAUGGUUUGGCCAGAUUUGCUAGCGCGAAAUACAGCGAUGAUUCCAAAGAUCUUAAAGAUCGUUACAGGCAUUUAACAAAUUAUAGUAUUAAUAAGUUGUCUGAUCAGUACACUGCCAAUGAAGAUGCCAAUGCUUGUCAAGGACAUAAAUGGACCCUCUCGAAACUCAUGGAGUACUUGGAGGGGAAAGGGGUAAACUCCAGAAGCCUCUGGAAAAACCUCCAGCAACUGGUGAUAAAAACGAUGAUUUCCGCCGAAGGCCCCAUAACGCAACUGUGCGAAGAAAACAUGAACAGCAUUUACAAUUGUUACGAACUUUUUGGCGUCGACGUGCUAUUGGACGUAGAGUUAAAACCGUGGCUUUUAGAGGUAAACAUUUCUCCAAGCCUUCACAGUGCCUCGCCUUUAGACGCCCAUGUCAAAGGACCAAUGGUACAGACUUUAUUUGACAUGGCGCAAUUCCAUAUACCGUCCAAGGCAACCGCAAGCAACUCCACGCCCUCCAGCUUCAACCCGAAGCUCUACACCAUGUCGCUGACGAAAAACGAACGCCUGAAACACGCCAACUACGAAGAGUACGUCGACAGAAACGAUUACCUGCACGAGAUCGUGGAGCAGCUCAACGGCGACGACGUGCGUCAACUGGCGCGCGCGGAAGACGAGUACGCGGCCAAGGGCAGGUUCGAGCGGAUUUUCCCCACCGCGCACACGCACAAGUAUCUCGAGUUCAUGGAGCCCAGGUACUACAACAGGCUGUUCGAUGCGUGGGAGGCCAAGUACGGAUCUAGGAGGCAAGAAGGUAUAAAUUAUUUAAAAACUCUGUGUUCUCAAAGGAUACACCUAAAAACAGCCGCAUCUUCGAAAAUAAGAAAGAACUCUCUGAGUAUGACCCCUGGGGAUCGGAAACUGCAGCCCUCCAAGGAGGGUCAGACACUUCCUCUGGAGGAGAUACUGAGGAAUACAUCCAUAGCAAGUGAAGUUUUAGUCUGCGCAAACUGACUCUAAAAAAAUGCCGAAUUCAUCAUUCUAUAAGAACCACCACCAGCAUUUUUAAAACUGCCAUAGAUUUCAUUAAAUUUCAAAAUAAAUUUCACGUUAAAUUUAAUUUAAAUUAAUUUAAAAUUUGUAAUUUAUAGGUAUUCUUAAAAAAAUAAAUGUGUCAUUUUAUUGUAUGUAUUAAUUCUUGAAAAUUAUUUAUUAAUUAGUUUCUAAAUAUUGUGUUUAUGUUUAGUUGCAUAUAUAUUUUUAAACAAUCAAAUUAAAAAUUACUUAUUAUCUA